This is a messenger RNA of Nerophis lumbriciformis (worm pipefish), 2190 nucleotides long. The record is from RefSeq and is a predicted model, not a curated record. Lineage: Eukaryota; Metazoa; Chordata; Actinopteri; Syngnathiformes; Syngnathidae.
AUGAGAAUCUGUCAGAUAAUUUUCACAAGUGAGUGGAGGACAAUGGGGAUAUCUCAUCAAAGCAAAAAAAACUCGCCUAGAAAGCCCGGAAGCUGCAAAACUUCAAGCCAAACGUCACAGAGACGCCCCGCUCCUGUUCGGACUCCCCGCAUCCGACCGCCGCCACCUCGAAAUCCUCUUUCACGCAAGUGUCAGGCUCAGACACGCGAGGCACACUUGCACACGACACAACCGCGCAGGGCGAGUACACAGCUGGCACACGGCUGGCUGACGCCGACGCGCGACCAGCAAACGACACAUGGCAUUCACUCGGGUUGUACCUUCUACUGCUAUUUCUGCUACUGUUGUUACUGUUGUUGCCUCACGCUACUCUCCUUUUCUCUCUUCCUCCUCCUGUCUCCAACACCACCCUCUGACUCCUUCACUCCACCUCCUCCCCACUUGCCGACAUCAACUUCCUGCGCGGAUGAACUUUUGAUCCAUCCUGACAUCAACCUGACUGUUUCUGCCACGACUCCAUGCUGCCCUUUGUCACCCUGCCCUGAACUUCUCAACCCUUCUUGCCCUAACACCGCUCCCACUUCCUCUUCGGACUACUCCUUUUCUUUCCAUCGCCAUGCCCUUUGCCGGCCGUGGCCAUGUUCUCGUUCUCUUUCCUCCCUGCUUCUGUGCCCUCCCAGUUUUGGGGACCCAGUCUUGUCCUACACAUCCACUCUGGAACACAUCCCCUCCGGGCCAGCCCGUCCCCGGACGCUGCUACGCCAGCAGAGUCUGCAGCAGCCCCUUAUGAACCCGCCGGGCGCUGGAUUCGGACAUCCACCCACCACAUCCCAGAGUUUGGGACAGUUGCACCCGGCACCUGGACAGACCGGGGGAGGUGGGGCUGCUGGGAGAGGAGAGGCAGGUGGGGGCGGAGGUGAGGGUGGGGGAGCGGGUAAAAGAGCUGUUCCACGGGCCGCGAGGGGCGGCCUUGCUGGAGCGGGUACCUCUCGCUAUAGAGGAGGUGGCGCGGGCGGGCGCUCGCGUGCCAAUCCUGGCAGCUGGGAUUACAUGAUGGACCAGAUCCGGAAUAGAGGCCUGGACGUCAAAUCCUUCCUCGAAGGGAAGCUGGUGGUCCUGUCUUUGGCCAUCGGUGUGGCCGAGCAAGAUGACUUUGCCAAUAUCCCCGACCUGCAAGAAACACAGCAGACAGUCCCGGCUGCAAGUCAGGAGCCCCCCCUCGAGAAGAGGGGCAACAAGCCAGCCAAUAGUCCCAAAGGCCAACCCCCUGAUGCCGAUGGCCACUCCUCCGUCACCGACCUGGCUAACUCCCUCACCGGCGAUAUGGUGAUGCUGUCUCCAGGUUCAGAGGAUGACGAUGGAGAGGGGCCUAUCAGCGAGAAAUUGGGUCGGAUCCAGUUCAGUAUAGGCUACAGCUUCCAGAACACGACCCUCACUGUCAAAGUUCUUAGGGGUCAGGAACUCCCAGCCAAAGACUUCUCGGGCACUUCGGAUCCCUUCGUCAAAAUCUACCUACUGCCUGAUAAGAAACACAAGCUGGAGACGAAGGUCAAGAGGAAGAACCUUAACCCCCACUGGAACGAAACAUUCCUGUUUGAGGGUUUUCCCUAUGAGAAGGUCAGAGAGCGCACACUUUACCUUCAAGUGUUGGACUAUGACCGCUUCAGCAGGAAUGACCCUAUUGGAGAGGUCUCAAUUCCCCUUAACAAAGUGGAACUGGGUCAGAUAAAGACCUUCUGGAAGGAGCUCAAGCCCUGCAGUGAUGGCAGUGGGAGGCGAGGGGACUUGCUGGUGUCUCUCUGUUAUAAUCCCACUGCCAACACCAUCACUGUGAACAUCAUCAAAGCCCGUAAUCUUAAAGCCAUGGAUAUUGGGGGCACCUCAGAUCCGUACGUGAAGGUUUGGUUGAUGCACAAAGACAGACGUGUAGAGAAGAAAAAGACUGUGACGAUGAAGCGCUGUCUCAACCCCGUCUUCAAUGAGUCCUUCCCCUUCGACGUCCCCGCCCAUGUGCUGAGAGAGACCACCAUCAUCAUCACUGUCAUGGACAAGGACAGACUCAGCCGCAAUGAUGUUAUCGGCAAGAUCUACCUUUCGUGGAAGAGCGGACCAGCGGAGGUGAAGCACUGGAAGGACAUGCUGGCCCGGCCGCGCACCAACGUGGCCCAGUGGCACGCUCUGAAGGCCUGA